Molecule: messenger RNA, 1277 nt
Organism: Zerene cesonia (dogface butterfly)
Lineage: Eukaryota; Metazoa; Arthropoda; Insecta; Lepidoptera; Pieridae
Product: snake venom 5'-nucleotidase
Exons: 8
Coding region: 237-1277 (346 amino acids)
Biological process (GO): nucleotide catabolic process
Molecular function (GO): hydrolase activity
Source: RefSeq, a predicted model, not a curated record
UAUUAUAAAAAAAUUUUUAUACCAAAAAGUUUAUCAGCAUGUUACAAUUACAAUAUAUAUAUUAUGGUACUAUUACCGUUUCAAAAAUUUAAAAUUAUAAAAUAAAAACCCACAAGACAUCAAGAGCAUCAAAACAUCAAUAAUUAUUAACAUAUACAAUGAAAGAGUUACAAUAUAAGCAUAUAAACUCCACAUAAGGACAAAAAAUAAGUGUUCAUGUGUUCAUUUAUACCACAAUGGUUUUAGUGCGAUAUAUACAUACAAUGGCGUCGUUCGCGGCGCAAGCAGCGCUCCGGUCAAGGUGGAGUUCGCUCAUAGAGUCUACCAGUGUGGAUGUUCCUGGGGAGGUGACCGAUGGUGUCCGAUCGGUUGUUGGAUGGUUGAAACAGGCGUCCUUAGAAGUGCGGCAAGUGGGCAGGCGUGCGGUCAGUCAGCUCUCCGGCCGUGGUAUGGGGGACGACGUGGUCAUCAUACACUUCAACGAUGUGUAUAAUAUCGAACAGACUACUCACAUCGAACCAGUGGGCGGUGCCUUAAGGUUUAGUACAGCAGUCAAAGGUCUGCAGCAUCUCAACCCUUUAGUAUUGUUCAGCGGAGAUGUCUUCUCGCCGAGUAUGCUCAGCACGUUCACAAAAGGAGAGCAAAUGGUACCCGUAUUGAACGAGAUAGGCACGCAUUGCGCGGUUUUUGGAAACCACGAUUUUGAUUUUGGUCUAGACAUCCUGUCAGGGUUGGUAGCGCAAUGCAGCUUUCCGUGGCUGAUGUCGAACGUGAUAGACAAUGAGACAGGGAGGCCGCUGGGCGACGGUAAGAUAACCCAUGCACUUAUAUGCAAUGGACACAAGAUUGGACUCAUUGGCCUCGUAGAACAGGAAUGGCUCGAUACAUUAGCAACAAUAAACCCAGAAGAAGUGACAUUUAUCGAUUUCUUACAAGCGGGUUCAAAGUUGGCGUCACAACUCAAAGAAGAGGGCUGCGAGUACGUCAUAGCGUUAACACACAUGCGCACGCCGAACGACGUGAAGUUAGCGGAGGGUUGUAACAAAAUCGAUCUGAUAUUGGGUGGACAUGACCAUGUUUAUGAAGUUUUAGAGGUAAACAACAAAUACAUCGUCAAAAGCGGCACAGACUUCCGUCAGUUCAGUCAGAUAAAUAUAAACUUCGCCGGUGACUCUGCUCGCGUCGAUAUAUCUGAGGUUAAUGUGACGAGUCAGUAUCCCGAGGAUCCGGUGUUGAAGGCGAAAGUGGAGAAAUAUUCAGGUAAGAUACAAUCUUAG